Messenger RNA from Dermacentor andersoni, 1456 nucleotides. RefSeq names its product glutathione S-transferase Mu 2-like. NCBI's taxonomy places the organism in Eukaryota, Metazoa, Arthropoda, Arachnida, Ixodida, Ixodidae. Gene Ontology annotation, biological process: glutathione metabolic process. The record is from RefSeq and is a predicted model, not a curated record. Gene Ontology annotation, molecular function: glutathione transferase activity.
AAGACCGGUCAGUGACAAGUACACCAAUCGUAUACCCUCGGCUAUAUGACAUCGAUACGGAAGUCUCCCUGACCGGAGCAGGACUCGGCUGGCCUCCUGAAAAUACCGUGAAAAUUUGGGGCGCAACUUAUCGUCCGUUCACGCCGCUUCCGCGAGGAGCAACAGCUGCAGCACAGCAGGUCGUAAACGAAUCCGUCUCCACUCAACGCCCAGAGUAUCUGUGCCGCCGGUGGACGACACCACGUCAGCGUCUGUGGUCCUAUCCGAAAGAGCAGAACAGGAAAAGCUUUUUUUUUCGCUAUCCCUCGGACGUUCUGUGGGGUACUCGUCUCCGACGGCUCGGAACAAACCAAGAGAGAAUGACGCCCCUGCUCGCCUACUGGAACAUACGCUCCCUGGGACAGCCCGCGCGCAACCUGCUCGUCUACAAGGGCGUCCCGUUCGAGGACAAGCGCUACCAGCACGGGCCGCCGCCCGAAUACAGCCGCGACGAGUGGCUGCGGGAGAAGUUCAGCCUGGGCCUUCCCUUCCCCAACAUACCGUACUACGUGGACGACGACGUCAAGAUCACCCAGAGCGUCGCCAUACUGCGCUACCUGGGAAGGAAGCACGGCCUGGCCGGCAGGAACGACCAAGAGACCACGGAGUUGGAUGUGCUCGAGCAGCAGGCACGUGACAUGCUUCUCGCCAUCCCUUACCAGGCGGCAAACGUGCCUGGCGGCCAAGGAGGCCUCGAGUGGUACGCGGAGAACAUGGGCUACGUGCUCGAACCGUGGGCCACGCACCUGAGCGACAGCAAGUGGGCUCUUGGGGACAGGCUGACCUACGUCGACUUCAUGCUCUACGAAGGGUUCGACUGGCACCGAGAGUUCAAGCCGCAGGCUCUAAACCGAUACCCGCAGAUCGUGGAGUACUUGCAGCGAUUCGAGGAGCUUCCCAACAUCAAGGAGUACUUCGCCUCGGACAAGUACAACAAGUGGCCCAUUCUGGGGCCCAUGCGGCCGUGGGGCAACAGGAAGUGAGACUUACAUAAUGUAGAUGUUGGGGCGCGGGUCCCCAUGGCCGCGGCGCCUUGAGCAUUGCGCUACCUAUUCUAUCUACCGUAACGUCUGUCUCAAUGUUAUCCGCUUUCGUGGCGUCGAGCGAAAAAAAAAAAUAACCCAGCGAAAGAAUAAUGAUUGAAAAGUUUAAAUUCUACGUUAGUGCUGGGAAGAUUAUCCGAUCAACUUGUGGUUCAAAAAACUAUGGGGGAACUUAUGCAAUUCUUAUGAUGUGUAAAUGCGAUAGCAUUACGUAUAGCUGAGUGUGUCGCUGAGUUUAGUGCUACUGCCUUAGCUCCAUAGUUUAACGUUGCUGCUUAUGAGGUCGCUACAAUGCAAGACGACAAACCGGCCAUUUUGCGAUCUCUCAGCUGAGUUAUAAUUACGGAGUUCUCAUUAAAAUAGUGUUUCACGCA